UCAACAUGUAUAUUGAUUAUUUGUAAAACGUUUUUGACAUUUGGUUAUUCUCAGUUCCAAUCAGCCACAAAUACUCUUCUGCAAAGUUUAUUAGGUCAUUCCUUCCAUCGAAUGGUGCGUGACAAUGGUGUUGAUGUCUUGUACAGACGAAAACAACCCGAAUGAUGAGGCGGCGCUGGACCGGAGACCACAUGCUGUUCAGGCCCUUCAGGAUAGUGACAGCGAACCUGACCCUGAUGAUCCUUUAGGUGUGAGUGCAGCCAACGGUGGGUAUAGUUUACUACCCCAGAGUGUUGGAUCUGGCACAGAAUCAGAUUUUGGCGAGGACGAAGAUGAUGCCUUUCCUCAGUUCGGGGGUGGCGGAUAUCUUAUGGAUUUCACGCAACCUCCACACGAGUGGCAACCCUCAGAGCAUGAUUUGAAGCUAGACCAUAACCGAGAUCUUCAUCUGGACGAUGAACAAAUCGCCAAAAUCAAAAGUGUGAUGGAAAAGAUUAGUCUUCCAGUUGCGGCCCGGCCACCAUGGGCUACGCAAAUUUCCGAAGAAGAAUGGAACAACCGACUUCAAGAGCUACUAGCACGCUUUAGGAGAACACAGUCGAAUGGCACGGAAAACAGUGCAACAAGGUUUUUAAGUGAAUAGAAGAUACCCAACAGCCACAUGUUGUUGUAAAAAUUACCAAAUAGUAAAUGCCAACAGUUCCGUCUGCAUCGAUUAACGUAGCAAAAGAUAUGAUUAACUUUUGUUUAAAAUUCAAUCUCAUCUUCAGGCCAAUCACACUGGCAAAAUUUAUUUUCAUGGCCAAAAACCAAUGCACACGACGAAUCUUAUUAAUAGUACCUAACUAACUUGAAAUUUACAAGCGAAAUAUACUCUAGCUUUGCUUCUAUUUUAAAGUAAGCUGUUUACAUCACAUAUGAGAUUUGUCUUCAGUGAUUUAGUGAGUUGCAACAAAUAUUAUAGCUUGACAAAAGCAAUUUCAGUAGUAUUGCGUAUAGUAGCGUUUAAAUAUUCAUAGAAAUAAAUCCCGAUUCACGUAAACAGUAUACUUUGAUUCCUCAGUACACUUGCGCAUGGCUUCAAUAACUUAUACAAAACACAAAACAAAUACACGUACAAAUAAAAAGCAAUUUUGGUAGUGUAAAAAUUA
This is a messenger RNA of Varroa destructor (honeybee mite), 1151 nucleotides long. RefSeq lists its product as uncharacterized. The record is from RefSeq and is a predicted model, not a curated record. NCBI's taxonomy places the organism in Eukaryota, Metazoa, Arthropoda, Arachnida, Mesostigmata, Varroidae. Gene Ontology annotation, biological process: spermatogenesis.